Messenger RNA from Rhodofomes roseus, 1576 nucleotides. Its product is annotated as UFD1-domain-containing protein. The transcript has 7 exons. Gene Ontology annotation, cellular component: VCP-NPL4-UFD1 AAA ATPase complex. The coding region runs from base 45 to 1439 and encodes 464 amino acids. The record is from RefSeq and is a predicted model, not a curated record. Lineage: Eukaryota; Fungi; Basidiomycota; Agaricomycetes; Polyporales; Fomitopsidaceae. Gene Ontology annotation, molecular function: polyubiquitin modification-dependent protein binding.
AACGACUCUUUCACCUACAUCCACAACCUCAUUCCUCGCUACUCAUGGAUAUGAAUCCGUUUGGCACAGGGCCAGCGGGCCUGUUCGCUCAACUUGCGGGGGGCUUCGGACCUAUUGGACAUGGACUCAGGCCUCCUCCGGCACGCUCGUAUGAUGAAUACUACAGAGCAUACAGUGUUGCCAUGCUUCCCGGUCGGGAACGAGAGAACGUUAGCUAUGGAGGCAAGAUCAUUAUGCCCCAAUCGGCGCUCGCGAGCAUCACUCAACUGGAUCUCGAGCCCCCUUGGAUGUUCCUACUGCGCAAUCCAGAGAACCCAGCGGCUUCUACGCAUGCUGGUGUACUCGAGUUCAUCGCCGAAGAGGGCUGUGUACAUCUCCCACACUGGAUGAUGCAGACUCUGAGGCUGAAUGAGGGUGAUGCGAUCCGCGUGACUGGAGCGGAACUGCCGAAGGGUCAAUUCGUCAAGUUACAAGCUCAGAACACUAUGUUCCUCGAGAUUUCGGACCCCAAAGCAGUUCUGGAACAAGCACUGCGCAACUUCUCCGCAUUGACACAGGGCGACAUCAUUGACAUCUCGUACAACUCAAUCGUGUUCAGUCUCCUCGUAAUGGAAACGAAGCCAGGAGGGGAGGGCAUCAGCGUCAUAAACACUGAUCUCGAGGUCGACUUCGCAGCUCCUGUAGGCUACGUCGAGCCCGAGCGUCCAAAGCCUGCGCCGCCAUCCACCAUGGCGUCCAAGCUCAACAUCGACGUCAACUCCCAGACGCCUGGUUCUUCCCGUCCAUCCUCAUCACUGGGCGGUAGCUUUGGGACAACGGCACCUCGCAGUGUUGGUGUGAGCAAAGGUGGCGACAAGUGGGAGAGCUUCAAAGGCAAGGGAGAGACCCUGGGUGGCCGAAAGACGAAGGGCAAGGGCAUUAGCCAACGGCCCGUUGAGGAGACGGUGACCGACAGCAAGAUUAUCCGAACAGACAAACACCGAAUAGUGACCAGUGAACUACUGGACACCGAAGUGUCUGCCCCCGCUCCGUUGAACCUUCCUUUCGGCAAGCUAUUCUUCGGCUACCGAAUCGUGCCCUACCAACCUCCCGAUGCCAAAGUGGACACGGAUGAGCAGCCACCAGCAUUCACGGGGUCAGGCGCCAUGCUCAAUGGGCGGUCAACGGGACAGGCCCCUUCGGGGUCGACAUCGUCCAAGGGCAAGGGCAAGGACAAGGAAGAGUCCAGCCCAAGUGCAGCCUGGGGCUCGGGCGGAAAUACUCUAGGCGGACGCUCAGCCCCCGUGCCUGUGCCCGAUACCAAUAGCCGUGGGCCUGCACCGUCGAACAGAUCUCCCGAGCAGAGACGGCGCUCUCCAACACCCGAUCGGGCGUACGACACAGACGAGAUGGAGUCGGAUGACGACAGCGUGAUAUACAUUAGCGACGAUGAUGACUAGCGGAUGUCCCCGAGUAUGCGAAGAGGAACGUUCCGGUUCUGCAGUUCGAACGAUCGAAUAGUUUGUAUAUCAGGUAGGACUCAUUGUACAUUGCCCAUAUGUCACGCUUCAGCAAUAUAGAUCACUAUACAGAGCGC